This is a messenger RNA of Besnoitia besnoiti, 534 nucleotides long. RefSeq names its product KRUF family protein. Lineage: Eukaryota; Apicomplexa; Conoidasida; Eucoccidiorida; Sarcocystidae. The transcript is spliced from 3 exons. The record is from RefSeq and is a predicted model, not a curated record. The coding region runs from base 1 to 534 and encodes 177 amino acids.
AUGAGAGCCCGUGCCCCUGUUAUGGCUUGCUGCAUUUGCUUGAGGCGCAGGUAUACGUGCCCAGUGGAUGUAUGUCCGAUGCUGGCGCCAGCACACACGGCACCUAGCGAAACGGCUUCGGGAGACUGCAUCGGAGGCACGUCCGCAACAAGCAGCACGCAGAACCCAGGCAUCCCGCCAUCCGCGCCGCGGGCAUUGGGUCAGGCGUCGGACACAGACUCAACAGUUGGAGAGCUAAAGGCUGAUCUUGCCUCUGGCGGCUCUGCACCUGCGUACUCAGCGCUCGCAAAAUUUGUUGAUGUUCGGGGCUUUGGGACAAUGCCGCUUGAUAUGCUCGCGUACCACCUCUCGAAGCGCCAGGCUGUGGAGAUUCGUAGAGAGUGGGAGAGCGAGUAUCGCUACGUCGUGCUCUACGUUGGCCGCGCGAUGGUGAACAGACGCCAACUGCUCAGCCAGUCGCACCUCGAGGAAGCGGCAACCAAUGCACGAAAAGGUUUCGACAUCAAGCAGGCGCAAGGCUGCAACGUGCCAUGA